This is a messenger RNA of Rhopilema esculentum, 4978 nucleotides long. RefSeq names its product PP2C-like domain-containing protein CG9801. NCBI's taxonomy places the organism in Eukaryota, Metazoa, Cnidaria, Scyphozoa, Rhizostomeae, Rhizostomatidae. The record is from RefSeq and is a predicted model, not a curated record.
ACUGCGCAGGAGCCAAAAUCAAAAACAAAUGUUGAAAGGUGGAAGAAGAGCCUGUUUGAUCAAUUGCCCCAGAAAUACCUUGGUUGCUAAUUGAGGAAACCCAUUCGAUUCUUAAAUUAUAUCAUUUUUGUUGAACUUAUCAAGAACAGGUUUGCAAGAAGAAACCAUCCAUCAAAUCACAUGGUCUCCGUUCGCAUUUCAAGUCAAAACCCCAAGCUCCAAAGUCGAGAAUGGACAGAAUCGAUAAAAAGCAGUGCCCCGGAACUGAAGUGCCAGACCAAACGGAAGAAGACAUCGUGUAUAAAGAUGAAACAAUUUACCAGGAUGUGCAAAAUUUAGUGGAUCAAAAUGAGCUAGAAGGAACUGAUGGGCUGGCACAGUCUCCUGGAAAUGGACGUAAUGAACUUUUAGACUCACUGGCGCUGGCUGCUAAAAAAAUACAAGUUCAAGACCUCAAAAAUCCAGUUGAUGAUGAAAGAACAAGUGUAGAAGUAGAAGAAGAUGAGAAGCAAGGCAACAGCCUUUUUGACAGGUUGAAAAGGGGCCUGUUCAAUACCCGAAACACGUCGAUAAAAUUUGGAAAGCAUAUAAGUGAUGUUCCAAACAAAAAGAUAAGCAAAAUAGACACAAAUGUUACAUAUGCAUACGAUGCUCCAGAGGACGCUCUAUGGUACAUUCACAAGCGAAGAUUAAAGCGCGGUGGCAAUGAGAAAUCUGAUAAAACCCCAGUUGCUAAUAUCGUUAACUGGAAAAGACGCGACGAAGAUUGUUACGGUCUCGUAACUUCGCUUUACGAUAAACUUAUCGAUGGUUCGGGAAAUGUCGGCGAUCCAGUUGCGGACAGUUUGGCAAUAGUUGCCAGAUCAAAUAAUUGCAUACUUAUUCUUGCGGAUGGCGUGAACUGGGGCGAGCGCUCGAUGCUUGCUUCCCGCUCUUCUGUUUACGGAGCAGUCACAUAUCUAUUGAAAGAAGGGACGUUAGAUAGUGCCCAAAGUACGAAAGAUGUAUUUCGAUCUAUACUGAGAGCAUUUGAGACUGCCCAAAAUGUGAUAAUGGAGGAAGAAGCCACACUGACAACUCUCUGCAUUGGAGUUGUCGUUGAACUUGCAGAUAAAGAUAAAUGGGGGUUUUGUGUUGUUAAUGUCGGCGAUAGUCUUGCUUUUGUUUACAACGAACAAGAAGGCGUGCGUGAAGUGACUAUGGGUUCGCAUUCAGUGGAUGAGAAGCGAGACAUGCGCUACUCUGGAGGAGCAUUAGGCCCUGCAGAUGGCUACAACCCUGAUUUAACCAAUCUGACUUGCGCAUACACGUCGCUUGAGAGUGGUGAUUUUGUUUACCUUACAAGUGAUGGAAUCAGUGAUAAUUUCGAUCCGACGGUAGGCCGGUUCCCCUGUCGACGGAGGUCAAGUAAAGCAAGUCCGUUACUGCAGCGAAAAAACCCGGAAGAAAUUCGUUAUGAUUCCGAGGAGUCAAUUACGCGGCAGUUAAAGUCGUUGGGUACAAUCGAUGAUAUCGUCGAAUGGAACAUGUUAUCUCCAAGAGAGAGGCAUCAAGGCAUGCUUAACAAAAUGCGUGAUGUGAUCGAAAAGGAAGAGGGGCCACCCGGUGCGCUGGGCGUCUGUGCAAAAUUUAUGAACUUCGUUGUUAGCAAUACCCAAGGUAAGCGGUUGUUUCUGGAAAAAAACGGUAUGGCGGAAGAUGACUUGCACAAAAUGACAUCAAAAGAAAGAAAAGAACGAUCUUUGUACAUGAAAGGACAACUCGAGACGAAAUCUGGAAAGCUAGAUCAUGCAUCGAUCGCCGCAUUUCGUGUUGGGAGAUUAAAUCCACAGCCAUUGAAAAGGGUUCUUAGUGCCGCAAGUAACGAGAGUUUUGAGAUUCUAAAUCAUGAACUGGAUGGAUAUAGUAGCAUUUACAGUGCAGUUAAUCAGGAACCUUCCAGCAGCAAUUAUCAACCAGAACCUGACACAUUGGAGCAAGUAAAUAAACCUCGUGUUCGCCCAAUUCUUUAUAAUUUGCACUACGAAUCGUCAAUUUAGCUAGCAUUUUCAUAUUCUGAUAAAUUUUACAUGCGUACUUUUACCGUGAGGUAAUAGUACCUACGUCUUGUUGAAAAGCCUAGCAAUAGUCCACUUCGCCCCACCCCAAACCGCAGAACUUUGAGGGGGGGAGGGGGGUAGUUUUAAGGGACUUGGAAUCUGCUAUCUCAGAUUAAGCUGAAUUUGACACAAAUUGUUCUUUUUUGAAAAACAAAAUUGCCAUAACUUUUAGUCAAUAUCUCAAGCGGAAGCGGUUGCAGAAUUAUGGUAGGUAGAAUUCAGCAUCAUUCGUAGGCAUGGACUGUCUAAAAAUUCCAAUUUUCAAAGAAACUCCUCUUUUCAAAGACAGUCAAACAAUUUCUAUGUAACCUGUGGCUUUAAAAAUUGCUGCCCUAUGAAUAUUGAUAGCCUGGAAUUGAAACCAUAAAUAUUUUACUAAAUUGUUCUCCUGUAAAGUGACCAAAAUAAUUUUCCGAAACUUGAGUGAUAAAAACGUUCGAGUAAGUAUUUUUGAAUUGAAUUUAUUUUUUAAUUAUGUAAGUAUCUUCAAAUAGAUAGACAGUUUUCCUGCGUAUAAUUUUAAACAGAUUUUUGGAACUACCAAAAAUAUCAAAAAAACAUUUUGCCUCAAAGAGAGAAAUCAGUGAAGAAUUUUUCUUCCUAAAACAGUGUCUUCAAAGAAUCAUUGCUAACAAUGGGCCUUUGCGAGCGUGGCGACGAUCCAAACAAUGGCAGUAAACUUCUACAGAUUAACCAAAAUUAAUUUCAGACUGUCUAGAAAUGCAUUAUGGGAUGCUUGCGUGGCGCAAUGGCUCAUUGUUAGCAAUGGGUCUUUUAAAGGCUCUUGUGCAACCGGCAUGCUUUGCGACUAUAUUUUCAAAAGCCGCCUAAAAUCAUACUGUAUGAACAUACAACAACAGUCAAGACAGUAGAAAAGUCCCGUUGAACUUUUCCAUGUCAUUGAACUCCAUGAAACAACAACGAAUAUUAUCACGCCAGAUUUUUAUCACCGAGCAAGAUGAUCAAACGAAUCGAAGUUUUUUUGGUACAACAAUGUUGAAUAUUGUUCGAUGAAAUGUUUUGCAGAAUUGCCUUGGCGUCAAAGAAAAUUAACAAGUGUCUCCAAGAAGGGUCCGUUGAUAUAACGAAAAAAUAUAUUAAUUUUUAUAAUUUUUUAAAGGAUAUGUUUUUAGAUUUUAAGAUUAGAAGGCAGUAUUUUGGUUUAUAGUUCUAGUUUGAUUUAUUGUAGCUAGAUAGCUACUGUUAAUGUUAUUUUGGUAAUGUUAGAAGCCCUGAAGCGUCUUCAAGGUACCCCGAGGUGUUUUCUAGCGGCAUUGAUAAGAGCUCUCGCUUUCCAAAUUGGCCUGUGAAACAUUCAGCAACUAUCGGCAUAAAAAUCUCGAGUUAUUGUUAAAAAAUUCUCUGCAGGGGGUAGAGCCAGCAACAAUUCUGACAAAAGGGCCUAUCAAGGUGGUAAUAGUGGCCUUGUAUACUUAUCUGAAUUAGGCCUUAUAAUUUUUUCAUAAUAAGUUUUUUGACUGAAAAUACCAGAAUUGAAAGCCGUCCUCCAACUUCUUUGUAAAUCUUGAAAAGAUGAAUCAAUACAAUUUUGUCAAUCUUACAAAGCGCGGAAAUCAGGGACGAAAAAACACAUUUUGGGGCGGGGGGGCUCUAAACAAAUUUGCAAACCUUUGUCCACCAUUAUCCUUGAUGCCACAACAUUAAUAUCAUACUUCAGCAAAAAUGUCAGAGGGCUACAGCAACACCCCCUAGCCCGCCUUGCUCCGGCGUGCCUGGAAAUUUCUGGCAGGACGAUAAUAAGUAGCACUUGCCCCCAACCCCUUUUCAUAACGAUCAUGAUGCACUCUCCAGUAGUUGUUAAGUCUCCUUUUUUUCAUACUAUAACUCUUAAAGAUAAAAUUUGCUGUUUCAUAUACGAGCUCUUGUAAAAGGUUGAUGAUUUCCCUCGAGUUGUUUAAUGUUGCCCAGGCCAGCAGGUAUUCACCAAAAGUCUUAGUUUCGAUUCGAGGCCUCUUGGAUGUCAGCGUUUGUUAAUGGAAGCCAAAAUCCAGAUUUUCACAAAAUGUAGACAUUUCAAACACCUAAAAUCUUGAGCUGCAAAUUUGCAGUUUCUGUUAUGCGGCAAUAUGACAACUAUACAGGUGGCUUAUGUUUUAAUGUUCAUUUUAUAGAAUACUUUCUCGUUGGCAUAUUCCAUGUACAGAUGAGAGUGGUCGUCAAAGUGAAAAACUCUACUAGUCACGAGGUCAGCUAUCGUAUCAACUAUUGGGUAGUGAUAACGCCUUUGAUAUUAGAUCAAUCACUCUAGAGGCGGAAACCGUGAGCGUGUGGUGGGUGUGUGGUGGGGCAAGAGUCCCCAGAUUCAGAAUUUUCGGAAAAUUGAAGUUAAAUGUGGGCUUCCGCUGUUACCAAAAAGAAAGGAAAGGGGGUUGAAGACGAAAAAAAUUUUAGUCGUAGGUAAAACUUGUCUUGUUCGUUCUUUGACUUCUGGCAAAGUUAUGAAUGUUUUUACGAGAUUUUGAUUAUGUUUAUUAACGUCGUAUUACUACUUAUUUUGAUCGAACAAUUUUAGUCAGUUGAGUCGACGUUAUUGCCCCCCCCCCACCCCCCUCACGAAAAAUGAUCAAUUUCCGCCUCUAGUUCGCUGUCUAUAUUGUUUGUGUCUCGAUACCUUAGUGACCUUUUUUAUGCCUAAGUAGGAUUUGUAUGUGUCAUAGGUGGGGUAAACUGCACUGUCUUUUGCCCUACAUUAGAGAUUCUGUAGUUUAUAUAUAGAUACUGUUAUCAAAGUUGUAAGUAUGCUGUAUAUGUAUUUGGCUGUGACGUUUUAUAUCUGAUCAACAUAACGAAAUUUAUAAUUUUGUAUAUAUAUUGAAUAAUAUGAGAGUAGAAUUUAUAUUGAAAUAAUUACCUUUGAA